Rhizopus microsporus ATCC 52813 is the source of this 1398-nucleotide messenger RNA. RefSeq lists its product as uncharacterized. Gene Ontology annotation, cellular component: mitochondrion. Gene Ontology annotation, molecular function: D-lactate dehydrogenase (NAD+) activity; D-lactate dehydrogenase (cytochrome) activity; FAD binding. The coding region runs from base 1 to 1398 and encodes 465 amino acids. NCBI's taxonomy places the organism in Eukaryota, Fungi, Mucoromycota, Mucoromycetes, Mucorales, Rhizopodaceae. Gene Ontology annotation, biological process: lactate catabolic process. The record is from RefSeq and is a predicted model, not a curated record. The transcript has 3 exons.
AUGCCUACGCAACAAACUCUACACAAGGCAUUUAAAGAGCUCCAGACUAUUCUUUCACCUGAACAUGUCACUGUAGACGAACAAGUCCUUCGAGAACACGGGUAUUCCGACAACUCUUAUCACGACGAAGGUGCGCCCAACAUUGUCGUCUUUCCUUCCAAUACGGAACAAGUAGCUGAGAUUGUGAAAAUAGCAGACAAGUAUAGUCUACCCAUCAUCCCAUUCUCAGGCGGAACAUCACUCGAAGGCCACUUCACGGCACCUAGGGGCGGUAUCUGUAUCUCAUUUACAGAACAUAUGGACCGUAUCAUUGCUUUUCACCCAGAUGAUUUAGAUAUUGUCGUACAACCUGGAGUGCAAUGGGAAGACUUGAACCUGUUCUUGAAAGAACACAAUUUAUUUUUCCCGAUGGAUCCCGGGCCUGGCGCAUGUAUCGGCGGCAUGGUCGGUACGUCCUGCUCGGGAACAAACGCAGUACGUUAUGGCACGAUGAAGGAAUGGGUUAUUAAUUUAACCGUUGUUACGCCAGAUGGCAAAAUUGUCAAGACGCGUCAACGACCUAGAAAGUCAUCCGCAGGAUACGACCUGACGAAACUAUUCAUUGGCGCUGAAGGCACGCUAGGAGUUGUCACCGAGAUCACAUUAAAGCUUGCGGUCAUACCUCAAGUACAAGCAGUUGCUGUAUGUGAUUUUCCUAGCAUCAGAGACGCAGCAGCGGUUGUGCCUGAGAUCAUUCAAGCUGGUGUACAAGUGGGUGCAGUCGAGCUCUUGGAUACAGUGAUGAUGAAGGCCAUUAAUUUAUCUAGUCCCGAUCUGGGUUAUGCAGAGAAACCGACCUUGUUUUUUAAAUUCUCAGGAGCAUCCCAAAUGGUCAUCGAUCAGGAAAUUAAAAUAGUGUCGGACAUUGCCAAACGACAUCAAGGAGGUGAAUUUAAGUACGCAAAAGAUGAAAAGGAAAAGGAGACCUUGUGGGAAGGAAGAAAGAUUGCACUUUGGUCAUCCACGUUGCUCAAGCCAAAUGCAUCUGUUUGGACAACAGAUGUAGUCGUACCUGUUUCUCGAUUGCCUGAGUUGAUAAAAGAAACACAAAAGGAUAUCGAAACAAGCCCAUUGCCUUGCCCCUUAGUCGGACAUGUGGGUGACGGAAACUUUCAUGUGUUUAUCUUGUUUGAUCAAAGCAAACCAGAAGAACAUGCAGAGGCUGUUCGGUUGAAUAAGAAUCUUGUUGAAAGAGCCAUUCAGAUGGAAGGCUCUAUCACUGGAGAACAUGGAGUGGGUAUUGGCAAAAAGAAGUAUUUAGAAAAAGAAUUGGGUAAAGAGACGAUUGAUGUGAUGAAAAAGAUAAAAUAUGCAAUUGAUCCCAAGGGAAUCAUGAAUCCUGACAAGGUGCUACCUUAA